This is a messenger RNA of Hypoxylon trugodes, 2459 nucleotides long. RefSeq lists its product as uncharacterized. The record is from RefSeq and is a predicted model, not a curated record. NCBI's taxonomy places the organism in Eukaryota, Fungi, Ascomycota, Sordariomycetes, Xylariales, Hypoxylaceae. The transcript is spliced from 2 exons. Gene Ontology annotation, molecular function: flavin adenine dinucleotide binding; oxidoreductase activity, acting on CH-OH group of donors. Bases 437 to 2191 code for a protein of 584 amino acids.
GGGUUUUGGCAUCCCAGGCAGUUAUCUGCCUACGUAAUGCUCAAAUCUCAACCAGGGCAACAUAGCAGAUAUAUAUAUAUCCAGGAAGUAUGGGAAGACUUCGUCGACUCAGAGAAUGUGCGCCAAAUUUAAUGCGAAGAAAUGACAAAAAAAAGUAAUUACUCACAUUAUGGCAGUAGUCUGGGGCGAGCGAUUAGUCGAGUCGCUCAUAUUCGGGGCGCAGUCUUGAUGGCCAGGAAUAAAGUUGUCUCUCGCAGCCAAAAAUCAAUGUCGAUCCUCGCUCAAGUAAUGUAAUAUCGUAGUUAGAGUUCGCGAUUCCAAUGUUGGAGUCAUCGAUCUGACACAUCCGUAUGAUAUACAAGGGGAAUGUCUUUCGCCAUCCUAGUUCCUUAGUUCUACCUAGACAUUGUCCAUCGUCAAGUCGACAAUCGUCACAAUGGGAAUGAGAGUACUCAUACUGACGGCUGUAAUUGCCCUUGCCGCUGCUAAAAACGAAACCGUUUAUGACUAUGUGAUAGCAGGCGCAGGUACAGCAGGUUUACUACUAGCCGUUGUGCUCACUGAGGAUCCCAACAUCAAAGUCUGUUUGCUUGAGGCGGGUUCCGAUGGAAGACAUGAAAGAAACAUCACGAACCCGGAAUUGCGUGGGACUAUCCAGCACACGAAAUAUGAUUGGCAAUUCUGGACUUUACCACAGACCGGUUUGAAUGGCAACGGCACUUUCGGAGCCCAGCCCGUUCCGAGAGGUAAAACAAUCGGUGGAACUUCCGCGAUGAACUGGAUGAUACAUAACACAGAUAGCCGAAUACAACUGGAUAUUUGGGAAAGCCUUCUCAACCUCACGGGUUGGAACUGGGAUUCGUUGUCCGCAGCUUAUCGACAAUCUGAAAAGAUGUAUGGGCCACCGAGCAACAUAUCCGAAUAUUUCACGUACGACCCAGCAUAUCAUGGUCAUGAUGGUUAUAUCCAGUCUAGUUUUCAGCGAAGUGUUCUCAACCUCUUCCAAUAUCUCAAUCCUACACUUCUUAAUGCAGGCUAUCGGGUUCCUCCGGAUCGCAACGGUGGUGAUGCUGUUGGUGGUGGAUUCCUGCCCUUGGCCAUAGAUCCAUCGAACUACACCAGGUCAUAUUCUGGAUCCGUAUAUACCGCAGUCCAAGGGAGAUCAAAUCUUCACCUCCGAACAAACAGCCAGGUAACUAAAAUCGAUUGGAAGAAAAAUACGCGCGACGACAAGGUUACGGCAGCAGGCCUUCGGUAUGUCGAUCUUGCCUCCGAGUCCAAUCGCCCCAAGCGUGUAAAAGGGCGGCAAAUUAUCAUAAGCGCCGGCUGCAUUCAAUCUUCUGGGAUAUUGGAGCUCUCAGGAAUCGGAGAUCCAGAAGUCUUGACGCCUUUAGGCAUCACGCCGAAAGUCAACCUUCCAAAUGUUGGGACAGGCCUUAGAGAUCCUCCAAUGAUGAAUUAUCUUCCCAUUUCUUUCGCUCUUAAUAUCACACUAGCAGGAGAUGAGUUCGACCAGAACUACAUCCAGCUAGAAAGUGCUCGCAAUAUGCUCAACGACGAAGAUUUCGCCGCGGCGUCGCGAUGGCUCAAUUCAACAAGCCGCAUUCCAGGGCUUCCAGAUGCACAACUUGAGGUUUUCAAAAAGCUCUGGUUCACAGAUCAACCCCUAAUUGAAAUGGCGUGGCAAUUCAAGACCGCCAACGUCACGCCUUACAACCUAGUGCCUCUCAGUCAAGGCACAGUUCAUAUUAAUAGCAGUGACCCUCUCGCGCCGCCUGCGAUUAAUCCUAACUAUAAUAGAGUAAUUGCCACGAUCAACGGCACGAAGGUCGAGUGGGACAUGUGGUUUCUCGCCAAAGCAGCUCAAUUUUGGGAAACGAAGAUAGCGACGACGCCACCUAUGAGAGACAUCAUCACAUCUGUCGACCCUCCACACGAUCUACCUUUCGAGGAGUACUAUGCCAUUGUCAAGCAGCGAACUGGUACCUCUGAGCACCUUACAGGAGGGAACCCGAUGCUGGCAAAGAAAGCUGGAGGCGUGGUGGAUACGAAUUUGUUGGUAUAUGGAACGAAUAAUGUUAGAGUGGUUGAUGGCUCAGUAUUCCCAUAUCAGCCAUCAGCACACCCUAUGGGAUUGACAUACGCUUUAGCCGUGAAAGCAGGUAAGUCGACUCCAGGUUUUAUUAUAUAAUUAGGAAGAUUCCCAGGGUGCUAAUACCCAGCAGCUCAGAUAUUUCGAGAACUACCUCACGAAAGUGGGGUCAAUUGAGAUUUCGAGACGAGAUGAUCGAAGGUAUCAAGCAAUCCAAUAACCUCGGCGGAUCGCUACCAAUAUAUGCAUACAUGUAAGGUGCAAACAUCUAAAGUCGUAAAUCUCGUAAUCUUCGUAUAUAGAUGUGGGUAAGGCAUGGGUGCCUCAAUGCGGGGAGCAGGAAAACUCGGGGUCUAGAUGUGAUGGU